Knipowitschia caucasica is the source of this 360-nucleotide messenger RNA. The record is from the annotation of a GenBank genome assembly. NCBI's taxonomy places the organism in Eukaryota, Metazoa, Chordata, Actinopteri, Gobiiformes, Gobiidae.
AUGGUCAUGAACACUGAGCUGUGCUGUUGUUGCAGUGGCUGCGACAAGCUCUCGGUGGAACAGCUGUGCGUGACACCAGCCCUCUCUGAUUGGAGCGCGUCCUUGGCUAUGACCUUGCUCUCCCUCUGCCCACGGCGCCGGAACCGUGUGACGCACAACGAUCAAUUUGAGCUGCCGAGGAAGCGAGCAUAUGCGUGGCGUUCUGCGCUCCUGCCCGCGGCGCUCCAGGAGGAGGCGUGCGGUAAUGACCUGCUCCUCUGCGCGCUCGCCAUCAUCGCCCUCACAAUUAAUUCCCGCCUCGCGUUCCCGUGUGGUAGCGAGGGGGGAGUGGUGAUAGAGAGGGGGGGGCUGCCUCAUUAG